AUGCCAUCUUACACCAUGUCAUGUUUUAAGAUCCCCCUCUCCUUAUCUAAACAGAUACAGAGUGCUCUGACUCGCUUCUGGUGGGACAGUAAACCCGACAAGAAGAAGCUAUGUUGGGUGUCUUGGGACAGGCUUACCCUUCCAAAGAGUGCCGGAGGUCUAGGCUUUAGAGAGAUAGAGACUUUUAAUGACGCUCUUCUCGCAAAACUCUCAUGGCGCAUUCUCUCUGAACCGCACUCUCUACUGGCUCAAACCUUAUUGGGCAAAUAUUGUCACUCAUCCUCAUUUAUGGAGUGUAAACCUCCAUCUGCUCCCUCACAUGGAUGGCGAGGGAUACUAGCGGGAAGAGAAGUGCUCAGACGAGGUUUGGGUUGGGUCAUUGGCGAUGGCGCAGAUAUUCCAGUCUGGAACUCAAGUUGGCUCUCAACUGAAAAACCAGUGGCACCGAUUGGCCCUCCAAAUGAAAACCAGACCCACCUUAGAGUUAAAGACUUACUCUACCAGCACUCAUCAAGAUGGAACCUAGCUGCAAUCCGCCUACACCUACCUCAGUAUGAGGAUUCUAUCAGGAAGCUCAUCCCAAAUGACUUUGAAAUGAAGGAUGAGUUAGUCUGGUUACCAGAAAAGUCUGGUGUGUAUUCUACAAAAACGGGUUACGCACUCUCCAAAGUAAACACUGCGAUUCCUGAGGUGCCUCCGUUUAACUGGAACCAGUGUAUUUGGAAUGUCAAAACAUUGCCUAAGCUGAAAAACUUCCUAUGGAAGAUGAAAACCAGAGCAUUGCCGGUUGGAGAAACUCUAGCGAUGAGAGGCAUAGCUGUGGAUAACUCAUGUAAGAGAUGCGGAGCGAUGGAAGAUGAACUUCAUAUUCUCCUCCAUUGCCCCUUUGCAAAUCGCGUAUGGGAACAAAUCGCAGUCCUACAAAAACCGGACCCAAGCACCACUUCCUCCAUGUCUCUCCUUCUGCAAAGCAACAAGCGUAUGAUCAAUCUUCCUCCAACGGGCCUCGCCACAACUCCCCUGUACCCGUGGGUGUACUGGAACCUUUGGACAAGUCGAAACCAAUUGCUUUUUGAGAACAAGAAGUACACGGAGCAGGAAGUGGCGACAAAAGCCACCAGAGACGCACGACUCUGGCACUUGGCACAAGAAGAAAAAGCAAGACCUCGGGUAAACCAUCUAACAAGUAAGUCUCGAAUGGUCCCCCUCAUCCCCUCAGCUCUAUCAUGUUUUGUUGCUGCUGCUUGGGAUAUGAUGUCGGACACUUGUGGACUUGGAUGGACCUUGAGAGACGAAUCAGGCUGCUAUCUUCAUCAGAAUUCUACAAGUCGCUCAUGUGUUGGCUCUGCCCUAGCGGUGGAAACACUAGCGAUGAAAGCUGCCCUUAUGGAGGCACUUUCUUCAGGUAUCCGAGUCUUGAACUGUUUCUCAGACUCCAAAAACCUCAUCACUUUGCUCACGGCAAAUGGCAACUCCGUUGAGCUCCAAGGAAUCCUCCACGACAUCCGCGUGUUGAGUAGUUCCUUUAUUUCUAUCUUCUUUAAUUUCGUUCCUCGUUUAGAGAAUGUUGUGGCCGAUUCUAUUGCGAAAUCGGCUUUGUAUCGCUUUCAAAGCGCUCAUCCUUUGGGUGAGUAA
Microthlaspi erraticum is the source of this 1635-nucleotide messenger RNA. The record is from the annotation of a GenBank genome assembly. Lineage: Eukaryota; Viridiplantae; Streptophyta; Magnoliopsida; Brassicales; Brassicaceae.